AUGUUUUGGGCUCGGAAUGCAAAAUGGCUUUAUGCCCUCGCUGGAGGUGGUGUCAUGUAUAGUAUAUUCAACUAUUUUCAAUCGGAGAAAGAAGGUGAACAGAUAUCCUGGACUACAAACUUUGAGCCCUCUGCAAAAUGGGACUACAAUUGGGACAGGCGUGAACCCUUAAGUGUGAUAAAACCUGCUGAAAAGGAAAAUGAUCCAAUUGAACAAAACAGAAUGAAUGAAGAGAAAGUCAGAGUUACACCAACUGCAAUAAGGCAUAUUUUUCUUAUACGUCAUGGACAGUAUGAUGAAUCUGCAGAGAAGGAUUCAGACAGACGUCUCACUGAAUUAGGUAUAAAACAAGCUCAAGCAGUGGGACAGAGGUUAUUGGAUUUGAAAUUUAACUACACAUCACUUGUUAGAUCAUCAAUGACUCGAGCAGUAGAAACGUCUAAUAUCAUUCUCAAAUAUUUUCCUGAUUUAUCUGUUGAAACUGAUGAUCUUCUUAGAGAAGGGAGACCAAUUCCUCCUGAGCCUCGUGUGGGAUCUUACCAGCCUGAAUACAAGCAGUAUUUUGAAGCUGGUGCUCGUAUAGAAGCUGCUUUCAGAAAAUAUUUUCACCGUGCAGAUACAGAGCAGGAGUCUCACAGUUAUGAAAUCAUUGUAUGUCAUGCAAAUGUUAUUCGAUAUUUUGUUUGCAGAGUACUUCAAGUUCCACCUGAAGCAUGGUUGAGAUUUUCAUUACCCAACUGCAGCAUAACAUGGAUUGUUAUUCUUCCUAAUGGCACAUGUGGAGUAGUAUCUCUUGGAGAGUCUGGAUAUCUAUCUAAAGAUAAAAUUACGUACUGA
Messenger RNA from Uloborus diversus, 837 nucleotides. Its product is annotated as serine/threonine-protein phosphatase PGAM5, mitochondrial-like. Gene Ontology annotation, biological process: positive regulation of mitochondrial fission. The coding region runs from base 1 to 837 and encodes 278 amino acids. The transcript has 5 exons. Gene Ontology annotation, cellular component: mitochondrion. NCBI's taxonomy places the organism in Eukaryota, Metazoa, Arthropoda, Arachnida, Araneae, Uloboridae. The record is from RefSeq and is a predicted model, not a curated record.